Molecule: messenger RNA, 904 nt
Organism: Aspergillus ruber CBS 135680
Lineage: Eukaryota; Fungi; Ascomycota; Eurotiomycetes; Eurotiales; Aspergillaceae
Exons: 2
Coding region: 8-904 (298 amino acids)
Source: RefSeq, a predicted model, not a curated record
AGAAGCAAUGCCCCCGGAACGACCACCACAACCAAAAAACCACCAAACCUCUGACCCCUGGUCCUCCGCCUCAGCAGGCCACCAACGCGCUGACGGACCCACGCUCUCGCACACCACCGCCUGGCGAGAUUCGAGGACAGAAAAGUUACACCGACAGUUUAUUUUUGGAGAUUGUAAUGCUGACUACAAUGGAUGGGGGAAGGGGGAGUGGGUGAUGAUGGAUAGGGAGGAGGGGAGAGGAAAGGGAAAGGAAGGGAGGGAGAUUACGGAUUUUAUGGGUGGAGUGCAGAAGAGGAGGGAUGGUUCAUGUGAGAUAGAGAUGGGUGGGAAAUCAAAAUGUUUUCGAGGGGAUGCGUCCGAUAUAUCCACGCAUAUGCCUGUGCUAACGCUAACGCCUACAUCUGCAUGUACAAGUACAUCUACACACGACGCGAACCGGGAUAUAUCUGUUACAACUGUACAUAAAGACACAGAUACAGAUACAGCUACACAUGCAAAUGCAGCCACACCCGCGCCCGCAUCAACACCUGCAUCUAUCACCCCGACAUCCAAAAAGAUACUCACCGGAACAACAAUCUACCUCAACGGCUCGACAAUGCCGCUCAUCUCAGACCACAAACUUAAGCGCCUUCUCGUGUCUAACGGCGCGAAACUCUCGCUCGUCUUCGCUCGGUCAGUUACGCAUGUUAUCAUCGGAAAGCCGAAUAAUGGUGCGAAUAAAGGUGCUGGUGGAGGAUUGGCGGCAGGAAAGUUGCAGAAGGAGAUCGAGAGGUGUGCGAGGGGUGUUAAGAUUGUGGGGGUUGAAUGGGCGUUCGAGAGUAUUAAAGCGGAAAAACGACUAUCGGAAACGAAGUUUGCCAUAAGAUUAGGCAAACAGCCAUCUGUUCUUGGGGUGCUGAGAUGA